AAUUCGAGACAGAAUGUACAUGUGCAUGAGCCGGGGGAGGGCAGAGAGAGAGAAGCAGACUCCCCACUGAAAGCAGAGCCCAAUGUGGGACUCAGUCUCCUGCCCCCUGAGAUCAUGACCUGAACCGAAAUCAAAAGUCAGAUGCUUACCCGACUGAGCCACCCAGGUGCCCUGUAGUUGCCUUCUAAUGAAACAGGCAUAGGAUAUGUCCUUUGGACUUAGGGUCAUGCCGGGACCCCACAGAAGGAACCUUAAAAUAGGAACUUUGGUCCUUACCCUUAGAAUUGCCUCUGUCACUGAUAGAAGGCAGGACAACCAGGAUUCUCUUAAGCUCUCCCGGGUAACGAGCGAGGUGACCAAUCAAGUCCGAGGCGUGGGGUAUGUUGUUGGAGGUGAACGUGUUGCUAUGACUACUGAAUCCUGGGUGACCGACCAGCAGAAGGGAGAUCCUGUUUCAUGUCCUGAACCUGCGUCCCGCCAGCUUGUAGACAUGUCUGUGGGAAAGGUGACAAAAGCCGAAGAGGAUUUUCAAAGGGUCCUGGGAUUUAAGAAGAUGGCUGACAGGUGGCGAAACUCGCACGCUCGCUGUCUGUGGCAGACGACACUCAGCCAGAGGAGAAACCUGAACGCUACCGUGAGGUUGCAGGACACCCUGGGACAGGAGUUGGCGCUGGCCAACAAGCAACUCCUGAUGGCCCGGCGGGCGGCCCUGCGCGCGCUGCUGGAAGCGGAGCAUCGCCGGUGGCAGCGGGAGCUCGGCGAGGGCGGCAGAGCGCGCUUCGUGGAGAGACUCUGAGCGCAUGUGGAGCUGCUCGGAGCGGCUCGCGCGCGGACAGACGCUCGUCCCUCGGUCCCGAGUCUCCGUUUCUCCGAACAGUGUUAAUUCGUGGCCAUAAAUCCGAAAACAGCUCCCUGGGU
Molecule: messenger RNA, 918 nt
Organism: Lutra lutra (Eurasian river otter)
Lineage: Eukaryota; Metazoa; Chordata; Mammalia; Carnivora; Mustelidae
Gene: CFAP141
Product: cilia and flagella associated protein 141
Exons: 4
Coding region: 206-796 (196 amino acids)
Source: RefSeq, a predicted model, not a curated record